GGUUGAUGAGCAGCACACUUCUUCUUGUGAGUCUCCAUCGUUUCCUCCCCUCGUCCCUCGACCACAUGCUGCAGGACACCAGUCUGUCCACGUGUAAUGAGACAUUGGUGAAACAUGAGGAGGGAAAUUGCAGCUGUGGUGUUCUUCCUGAAGAGGCUCUUGAAAACGGGAGCUCAGCUGGAGUCUCACCAAGUCGAGCUCUUUGUUGAGAGGCUGGCUGUGGCACUGCAGGAGAAGUUCAAGGGGCACUGGUACCCGGCAAACCCCAGCAAAGGACAUGCGUACAGGUGCAUCCGGAUCAACAGGCUCCACAGGCAGGAGCCAGAGUUCCUGCGGGCCUGUCGGGAGAGUCGGCUUCAGUACAGUGACCUGGGACUGCCCAGUGAACUCACAUUGUGGGUGGACCCCGGAGAGGUCUGCUGCAGGUAUGCGGAACAAAACCCUUUCUUCUCAGUGGCCACUUUCCCUAGUGAUGAGGAAGAGGACAAAGAGGUUGCAAAGAAGGUGACCAGCGCUUUGGAGAGGGUGACAUCAGACUAUCACUCAGGUUCAUCUUCCGACGAGGAGAGCACACGCACUUCCCCCCUUACGUUUGACUACAGCCGCUGUUCUCACCAGGGAAUAAACCCAAAUGCCCCUCCCUGGCAUCCGAAAAAAACGGUAACAGGCAAAAGUGUCAUCCUUCCUCCCCAUGGUUUCACGCCUUGCAGCAGAGCCCCCCACACACACACUUCAAGGCAGAAACUGUGGGUUCCCCCAAGCUACAGAACAGGACCUGGUUACUGGGACACGCACCUGGCACACCCUUACAUGUAGGAAUAAUGGUGCACACUGGACAACAAAUCUGAAGGUGACGCGACCUUAAGACGACUGUCACUUUUUUUUUAAAACAAUAAUUUUAUAGUGUAAAUGUUGAUUGUUCAGAUUUUUUUUUUUGCACUUUAGACCAUUUUGUUAAAGUUUGAAUAAAUCACUUGUAUUCAAUUGGAUAUUGAAAUGGGAAUACUGCACAUGUUAUCUUGAAGUACUCUAUUUUUACGAAGGGAGACGUUCAUGUAUGCCACUUACUGCGGUCCUUUUGUAAUAAAAUUUAUUUAUUCAUAGUGUAGAAUUCUCAGAUGUAUAGGCCUAAAUUUAUGAUGUUUUAUUAAACACACGUUCCAAGCAUGA
Messenger RNA from Platichthys flesus (European flounder), 1170 nucleotides. RefSeq names its product B-cell translocation gene 3 (gene btg3). The record is from RefSeq and is a predicted model, not a curated record. The transcript is spliced from 5 exons. Gene Ontology annotation, cellular component: cytoplasm; nucleus. Bases 115 to 816 code for a protein of 233 amino acids. NCBI's taxonomy places the organism in Eukaryota, Metazoa, Chordata, Actinopteri, Pleuronectiformes, Pleuronectidae. Gene Ontology annotation, biological process: negative regulation of mitotic cell cycle; negative regulation of cell population proliferation.